GAAGAGAAACUGUUUGUCCGUUGACUGGAGUAGUAGUACAAAUCGAGGCACGCCGGCAGUGCGUUAAUAUAACCGUAAAAAAAGAGAGGAGUCUCCUCCUAACCCUCGUACGAGUAUACAUACGCACACACACACAGUCGGAUACGGUGCGCGUCGCCUCUUACCGCCGAAGUUACUGCCGCAUUUUUCCGUUUCCAUGAUUCGAUAAAGAAAAAAGAAAAAACACGUUUUACAACCGAACGCGUAACAAGGAAUCACAAAGUGUAUUUUCGUGCUACGAUAUCACCGGAAAUCGUAGCGAUAGGGACGUUUGUAAGGGACUUGUCAGUUAAAAUCUUCACAGUGCCUUUAACCUCUGCUUCUUUUUUGAUUUUGUUUCUUUUACGUUUACGUUCAGCUGCGAGCCGCAAACUUUUUUGUAAUAAACAAAAGACAUCAAAUAAUUGACAAAAUGUCGACUAAAUCGAGUAAAAAGACCGCGGCGACGUCGUCUUCGUCGAGCGCUGCGGCACAAUCACCCGAACCUAGCAUAUCAACGCCAAUUGGACGUCGUCCCGGUAGUCCUUUAAGCCCAACGCGUUAUUCAAGACUUCAGGAAAAACAAGAUCUCGCUAAUUUGAACGAUCGUCUCGCCUGUUACAUCGACAAGGUUCGUCAUUUGGAAACCGAAAAUUUACGCUUAACCCGCGAGGUACAAACUUCACAAGAAAUCGUCACUCGUGAAGUUUCAAAUAUCAAGUCUAUGUAUGAGCACGAGUUGUCCGACGCGAGAAAAUUACUCGACGAUACCGCGAGAGAACGGGCUAAACUAGAGAUUGACACUAAACGAUUGUGGGACGACAACGAGGAUCUUAAAACAAAAUUGGAGAAAAAGAUCAAAGACCAUCAAAUUGCGGAGAGAAAUUUGAGCGUGUUCGAAGCCCGCUGUGGAGAUCUUCAAUCUCAGUAUAAUCAGUCUCAAGCGGAGAGGAAAAAACUCACGGAAAGAGAGCGAGAGUUGGAGAAAGAAGUUGAGAGAUUGAAGGGACUCUUGGUCGAUGCACGCAAACAUCUCGAGGAGGAAACCCUCCAACGUAUCGAUCUCGAAAAUAAUAUUCAGAGUCUCAAGGAAGACAUUAGUUUCAAGGAUCAAGUUUAUCAGCAAGAACUUUCUGAAACUCGCACAAGACGUCAGGUCGAAAUAUCAGAGAUCGAUGGUCGUCUCGCUGAACAGUACGAGGCAAAACUCCAGCAGUCUCUGCAAGAUUUGCGGGAUCAGUAUGAGGCUCAGAUGCGAUCAAACCGUGAAGAGAUUGAGAUGCUCUACGAGAACAAAAUCAAAAACUUGACAUCGCACGCCCAGCGUAACAGCGGCGCAGCCAGUCUUGCCGUCGAAGAACUUCGUCAGACGAGAAGUAGAAUCGAUGAGUUGAAUCAGCGUAUCAGUGAGCUUGAGGCUAGCAACAACGCUCGUAUCAGAGAAUUGGAAAGUUUGCGAGAAGGCGAGAGAGCUCGUUAUGCUGAAGGCUUAGCUUCGAUGGAGGCUGAAUUGGCUCGUAUGCGCGACGAAAUGGCACAGCAACUGCAAGAAUAUCAGGAUCUCAUGGACAUCAAAGUUGCUCUCGAUCUCGAAAUCGCUGCGUACAGAAAGCUUCUCGAGUCUGAAGAGGCGAGAUUGAACAUCACUCCGAUGCAGUCGCCUACCUCAACCAUGUCAUCCAUGACGACCCGAAGCACGCCGUCGCGCCACACGCCGAUUCGAGGUGGAAAACGCAAGCGAACUCUUCUCGAGGAGAGCGAAGAACGUAGCACAUGUGAUUAUUCGGUUACAGGAACAGCGAGGGGCGACAUUGAGAUAAAUGAAGUCGAUGCCCAGGGACGUUACGUCAAAUUGACCAACAAGGGAAAUAAGGAAAUCGUGCUCAGCGGUUGGCAAAUAAUUCGUAAAGCCGGAGCCCUCGAGACCGUAUUUAAGUUCCACAGAACAGUGAAAAUCGAUGCCGGAGCAAACAUUAUGGUUUGGUCAGCAGAUAUAGGUGCGCAUCAUGAACCGCCAUCGAAUAUCGUUAUGAAAGGACAAAAAUGGUUCAUUGCUGACAACAUGACGACCAUUCUUCUCAACAACGAGGGAGAGGAAAUGGCAACUUCGGAACGAAAGAGACAGCAGCUCUCGACGACGAUGUCCCGACACAGAGAAAAUUUGAGAGCAUCCGAGGAAUUGCACCAUCAGCAGAGAACAUAUCUCUACCCAUAUUAAGAGGGCGCACGGCUCUGAUGGGCAAGACAAUGGUGAUCCUCAGGGCGAGGAACGCUGUCGUAUUAUGUGAGAGAAAGAGAGGGAGAGCCCAUAAAUAAUAAGAUUUAAAGUACGAGAAAAAUGAGUGGAAGAGAAACAAAAAGGAGAAAAGCUUAUGCUACAAAGAGAGAGUUUUAAAUAAGCUUACUAGAAAUAUCGGCGUUUUAAGCUGCAAGAGUCUGAAUUGAACUCGCAUACAUUAAUAUUAUUAUUAUUAUUAUUAUUAUUAUUCAUCACAACGUGGGAUUUUUUGGUGGAUCGCUCAUAAACAGCCUUCCGCAAAGAGUGUUCGGUAUCCGUAUGAAAUACAGCAAACAAAAGAAACGAGGUUUAUUAUGAUCAGAGUGAAAUCGUUAGUCUCAAUUGUAGAGUGAAAACAAAACUGUUUUCAUGACGGAUUACCGUGCAAAAUGAGGCCUCUUCCCAGAGGAUUGGAGUGAAAAACAUUAAUAAAUAUGCACCUUUCCAAUGAGACUUUUCCAUGUGAAUUAACAAUAAGGAAAUUAACGAUUGAUUUAAAUAAAAUAUUGGAAAAAUAGAAAACUGUAUACGCGACAUCGUGGUGGUAUAUUAAAGCAAGACGGAUCGUCAAAAAGACGACGAUAUAAUUGAUACUAUCCAUCGGAAAACAGAUCUUCAUAAACUUUUCCUCAUUCUUCUCAUUUUUUUCGUUUUCUUUCAAGCUACGUUUAAUAAAUAUAUAUAUUUAUAUCUUGGCUUUUCCUUUUCGCCAAAUGGAUGAAGUGCUGUUGAGCGAAACUAAUUUCUUCCGUGACAUUGUGUUUACCAUCAAUUCUUCAUCAGUGGUAAAAAACGUGAAGUGUCUAAUUUAUGAUAUAAGAGAUAGGGGAAAAAUCAAAAAUCGGAAAAAAAACAAAUAUAUAUAUAUAUAGAUAUAUAUUCACGAGAGAGUGCAUUUAUCCUGAUUGUGCCAUAGACUUUUGGCACGGUGUAAUGGACAUCUAAACACAAUCCUUUUUUUUUAAUAUUGUAAACAUCCUCGUAGCAUUUCUAGUGAAAAUAAAAAUGAUCAAUUACAACUAAAA
Venturia canescens is the source of this 3321-nucleotide messenger RNA. Its product is annotated as lamin Dm0-like. The record is from RefSeq and is a predicted model, not a curated record. Gene Ontology annotation, biological process: protein localization to nuclear envelope; nuclear migration; nuclear pore localization. Gene Ontology annotation, molecular function: structural constituent of cytoskeleton. Gene Ontology annotation, cellular component: nuclear envelope; nuclear lamina. NCBI's taxonomy places the organism in Eukaryota, Metazoa, Arthropoda, Insecta, Hymenoptera, Ichneumonidae. Bases 452 to 2236 code for a protein of 594 amino acids. The transcript is spliced from 8 exons.